GGCGAGGCACCGCCCCCGCGCGUGCGCCGUGAGCGCAGAUGCUCAGUGUCAGAGGGGCCGGAGGAGAUGGCGGAGUCCGGCGCGGAACCGGGCCCGGGCCGGCCCGUGGCUGGGGCGGCAGCGGCAACAAACAGCGAGCGGAGCGACGGCGGCGCGGGAGGGGAGGCCGCGGCUGCGUCGUCGCCCUCUUGCUCUUCGUCCUCCUCCCCCGCGGCCGUUGGCGGCGAGGGCGGGGAGGCGAAGGCGCUGAGCGCGGCGGAGUACGCGCGGCGCGUGCACCAGUGGCUCUGGGACUCCUACUGCGGCUACCUGAGCUGGCAGAGCUGCCUGCCCGCCCUGCUCGCCGCCGCCACCGCCGCCGGGCCUUCGUACGCCGCGGGCCCCGGCCGCGCUGCCCCGCCGCCGCCUCCCUCCUCCUCUGCCCCUCCCGGCCCCGCGCCGCCGGCGGCCGCCGCCUACUACAGCCCCUUCUACCUCUUCGCUCCGGCGGCAGCGCAUACGGCCACCGCCGGGCCGCCGCCCCGCGCCACCGCGGCCCCCGCCUGGCAGGCAGCGGCGGGCAGGUUGGCCCCGCCGCCCAGGGCCGCCUCCAGCAGCGCCGCCGGCACCGGCGGUGCCCCCCGCGAGGCGGCGCGGCCGGCAGGUCGAGAGUUCAUUAUCCCUUCAUUGGCACACAGAUUUAUAGCAGAGAUGGUGGAUUUUUUUAUUCUGUUCUUUAUAAAGGCAACCAUUGUUUUAAGUAUUAUGCAUCUCAGUGGAAUAAAGGACAUCUCUAAAUUUGCUAUGCAUUACAUAAUAGAAGAAAUAGAUGAAGAUACAUCCAUGGAAGAUCUUCAGAAAAUGAUGAUCGUAGCUCUUAUCUACAGAUUGUUAGUCUGCUUCUAUGAGAUUAUCUGUAUCUGGGGAGCAGGUGGAGCAACCCCAGGGAAAUUUUUACUUGGACUACGAGUUGUGACAUGUGAUACAUCUGUACUUAUUGCACCAAGCCGUGUAUUAGUGAUUCCGUCCUCUAAUGUCAGUAUGACAACGUCUACAAUACGAGCUUUGAUCAAGAAUUUUUCUAUUGCUUCGUUUUUCCCUGCAUUUAUCACACUGCUGUUUUUUCAGCAUAACAGAACAGCCUAUGAUAUUGUAGCAGGAACUAUUGUGGUAAGAAGAAAUGGCAUCAGAUGAUACCAAAAGAUGACAGAUUUCCAGACUGUUUUUGAACCUUCCCUCCCUCCACAAAAAAACCCAAAAAACAAAAAAAAACAGAAAAGCAACCCAAACCUGAAAUUCAGAUGACUAUCAGAAUCUUUUGCCCAUAUUAAAUGGGAGCUGAUUCAGAAGUGAAAGAAAAUGUGUUGCUCCAGUGUGAUGCCAGCAACUACCUUGAAAGUAUUGGAUUUUUUUCAUAAAUGCCAAAGAAGUUUGAGAGAAACAAUACUUGUUAAAUCUAGAAGUAUUACCCUUAGAUUGACAAGAACGAAAGUGGCUGCAUUAACUGCAGAAAAGAUGCUUUUCUGUUCAUCAGUCUAUGGAAAGUGGAUACUUAGAAAUACUCCACCUUAAAAGAAAUGUUCCUACAAUUUUCUGGUGUUGACAGGUAAUUAGAAAAUUGUUUUUCAGGCAGUUGCCUAAAUCCUAUGACAAACUCUGAGCAGAAGGGAACUGCAGUAUUAGACAGCAAGGCAAAACUACAUCUAAUCAUGUUCAUUAAAUUGCCAAAUGUGUAGAAAGAAAGAUGAGCAGUGUUUAUCAUUUCCCUUAAGAUAUUACUACUUCAUAGAUCAUAUUCCUUCACCUCUUUUCAGGUAUUUUAUCUGAACAUUCAUGUGACAAGUUUUUUGCAUGAGUAUAUCUUAAGCAUUGUCAUUUAUUUCACAUGUCUGAGCUAAUAAAGAGGUGAAAUAGCAACUGCUUUUUCUGUGGAAGGGUAUGUUACACUGCAGUGUUAGUGAAUUGGCGUGUAUAUAAUUUUUGAAGCUAUGAACAGUACAGAUCACGCUAAUAAAAGGUAACUUUCCUGCUUCUGUUUGGAGUGAAAGUACUUGUCUAUUUCUUGCAUAUAAGACCAAGCAAAACAAUUGAGUGAGUUUCAGGAGCAUGCAGAAAAUAUUAACCAGAAUAUGUUAUGGGUGUAAAUCUACAUAAGUACAAAUACUGGUUACUUUCACUUUAUAUUCUAUAAGUCUGCCUAAUUGUUUGUACAUUCAGAAUAACUUGAAUAAAGAAGCCUAAUAUUUUGCAUGAUUA
This is a messenger RNA of Dromaius novaehollandiae (emu), 2235 nucleotides long. It is a transcript of the gene FAM8A1, whose product is annotated as family with sequence similarity 8 member A1. NCBI's taxonomy places the organism in Eukaryota, Metazoa, Chordata, Aves, Casuariiformes, Dromaiidae. The record is from RefSeq and is a predicted model, not a curated record. Bases 67 to 1173 code for a protein of 368 amino acids. The transcript is spliced from 5 exons.